CCUUAACAUUUGCACCCAAAAACACCCAAAAAACAAAGAUAUAUGGAUAACAAAAAUGAUUCAUCUAAAUCACUUACUGGACCACACUUUCUGUUCGUGACAUUUCCAGCACAAGGCCACAUCAACCCAUCUCUCGAGCUCGCCAAGCGCCUCGCCGGAACAAUAACCGGAGUUCGAGUCACCUUCGCAGCCACAGACUCCGCCUAUAACCGAUGUAUGCUCUCCAAAGAAAACGUCCCUGAAACAUUAGUCUUCGCCACGUACUCCGAAGCCCACAAAGACGACAUCAAAUCAUCUACAUCCACCGACAGAUCCCGCGAAUACAUGUCUGCUACGAGACGCCGUGGCAGAGAAACCCUAACCGAACUAAUCGAAGAUAACCGGCGUCAAAACCGGCCUUUUACCUGCGUGGUUUACACCAUCUUCCUUCCUUGGGUCGCUGAGCUGGCUCGUGAGUUUCACAUCCCUUCUGCUCUUCUCUGGGUCCAGCCGGUAACUGUCUUCUCCAUCUUCUACCACUACUUCAAUGGCUACGCAGAUGCAAUCUCAGAGAUAGCUACUAACGACCCUUCUGGUUCUAUUAAGCUACCCUCUCUGCCACAGUUCCGUCUCCGAGAUCUUCCCACAAUAAUCUUCCGUCCAGACGCAUAUUCAUUUCUUGUACCGGCGUAUCAAGAUCAGAUAGAUUCACUGAAGCAAGAGGAAAACCCUAAGAUCCUCGUGAAUAGUUUCCAAGAGCUUGAAGAAGAAGCUCUCAGCGCAGUACUUGAUAACUUCAUGAUUGUCCCCGUUGGUCCAUUGAUAACCACUAGGGCCGAUGACUCUGGGAUUGAUGAUAAAUACAAGCAGUGGUUGGAUGCAAAAACGGAUUCGUCUGUAAUUUAUAUUUCCUUCGGGACGCUUGCCGUGUUGAGCAAGAAACAGCUUGCAGAGGUCUGCAAGGCAUUGAUAGAGAGUCGGAGGCCGUUUCUGUGGGUGAUUGCGGAGAAGUCAUUCAGAAGUAAAGAAGAUGGGGAAGAGAAAGAAGAGGAGGGCAUAAAGAGUUUCAGAGAAGAGCUCGAUGAGAUAGGAAUGGUGGUUUCUUGGUGCAAUCAGUUUAGCGUUUUGAAGCAUAGAUCAAUAGGUUGUUUCGUGACGCAUUGCGGGUGGAACUCGACGCUGGAGAGCUUGGUCGCCGGAGUUCCGGUGGUUGCGUUUCCGCAGCGGAUUGAUCAGAUGACGAACGCCAAGCUUGUAGAAGAGUCUUGGAGGACAGGUGUGAGAGUGAUGGAAAAGAAGGAAGAUGAAGAAGUUGUGGUGGAGAGUGAGGAGAUACGGCGGUGCAUUGAGGAAGUGAUGGAGGAGAAGGCGGAGGAGUUUAGGAGAAACGCGGCGAGGUGGAGAGAUAUAGCGGACGAGGUGGUGAGAGAAGGAGGAUCUUCCUUUAAUCAUCUCAAAGCUUUUGUCGAUGAGCACAUGUGAGAUUCUAUCUUCAAGAAUUCAAUUCUGUGAUUUCCUUUUAGUUUCCAAAUUUAUUCUCGUCGGUUAUGUUUUAAAAUUUUCAGUUUCUUCUUGGGAUGAAAUGUAUUUUCCUGGGGUAAAAUGUUAAGAUUGGGAUGAAAUGUUUACACCAUAUGGUAUAAACUACUAUGGAUGUUUGAUUGUUGAUUUUAAAUAUGUUGAAACUUAAAUA
Messenger RNA from Brassica napus (rape), 1672 nucleotides. RefSeq names its product UDP-glycosyltransferase 75D1-like. The coding region runs from base 43 to 1461 and encodes 472 amino acids. Lineage: Eukaryota; Viridiplantae; Streptophyta; Magnoliopsida; Brassicales; Brassicaceae. The record is from RefSeq and is a predicted model, not a curated record. Gene Ontology annotation, molecular function: UDP-glycosyltransferase activity. The transcript has a single exon.